AUGUGGUGCCAUGAUCCUCUACGCGUUGUCAACCUGUCAUGGAGGCCCCACAGCAAGGGUUCCAUCGUCGUGCUCACGGUCUUCCUCCUCUUCUGGGUCGGCAUCGACGCCAGCGUCUACACGGCCUUCUGUGGCAUCCUCUUCCCAUGGUCCACGCUGCGCCGGUGCCUGGCCUCUGCUCAUGGAGCGCUCCUGCAUCACCUCCGCGGCGUGAGCCGGCUUCUCUGCCUGCCUUGCCGGCCCAGCCUAUGGAGCCAGAGCGGCGGCAGCAGCACCGUCGGCGACGGCACCCUGCCGCAGUUUCUGGACCAAAUACAGCGGAGUCACGUGCCCGCGCUUGCCCGGGAGACGCCAGCGCAUGGCGGCGCGCGGUUGGCAACGGCGUAUGACGUCCUGGCGUACGAGCAGCCAGAGGGCGGCGGCGGCACGUCGGAGUGUGCGCUCUGCCUCGGGAAGGUGGAGAAGGGGGAUAAGGUGAAGCGGCCUCGGGAAGGGGGGCAAGGUGAAGCGGCCUCGGGAAGUUUGGACGACAUCGGAGCUCAGUCUGGUCUCUGGUGCCUCGCCUAUCAGGACAUGGUCGCGGUGAUGCACACUCCAGCUCGCGCGUCCAAGUUUGUAGUAUCUGCGAAGCCCCGAGUGUUUUGCUGGUUCGCCACCUGGUUGGUUUUGUAUGAUGUAUGA
Triticum dicoccoides is the source of this 681-nucleotide messenger RNA. RefSeq lists its product as uncharacterized. The record is from RefSeq and is a predicted model, not a curated record. Bases 1 to 681 code for a protein of 226 amino acids. The transcript has 2 exons. NCBI's taxonomy places the organism in Eukaryota, Viridiplantae, Streptophyta, Magnoliopsida, Poales, Poaceae.